Molecule: messenger RNA, 2181 nt
Organism: Impatiens glandulifera
Lineage: Eukaryota; Viridiplantae; Streptophyta; Magnoliopsida; Ericales; Balsaminaceae
Exons: 6
Coding region: 19-1068 (349 amino acids)
Source: RefSeq, a predicted model, not a curated record
GUGAACUUGACUGGUGCAAUGGCUAUCCAUUGUUGGCUACCUCCUGCAAUGGCGAAGUCUCCUUCUUCUUCUCCUCCUCUCUCUGUAACCUCCAUCGCUUCCCGCGCAAGGGAGUACAAAAUGCGGGUACCAUAUGAACUGAGUCAGGAACAAUCGCGUCUUUUCCAUAAGCUUCCUUCUGGUUUGUCCAUGGAGGUUAUCUCCCAGAAGGGUCAUAAUAAUAAUAAGGCACAGAAAUCCAAACCACCUCCUCUCGUUUUUCUCCAUGGAAGCUAUCAUGCCGCUUGGUGUUGGGCUGAACAUUGGUUACCUUACUUCUCUCAGAAAGGUCAUGACUGUUAUGCCCUCAGUUUCUUGGGUCAGGGUGAAAGUGAUUCACCGGCUGCUGAAGUUUCUGGUUCACUCCAGACGCAUGCAGCUGAUGUUGCAGACUUCAUCCGAGAAGAAAUUACAGUGCCGCCUCUCUUGCUUGGUCAUUCAUUUGGUGCCCUAAUUGUACAGUAUUACAUUUCUAAGAUAAGGAGUAGAAUUGCAGAUAUGGAAAAUAUACACCCAGAUCUUGCUGGAGCUGUCCUCAUUUGUUCAGUACCUCCUUCGGGUAAUAGUGGAUUAGUUCGGCGAUAUAUCUUCACCAAGCCUAUUGCUGCUUUUAAGAAGAUUCGCUGGGCACACGUAGGUAACUGGGCCUCUCCUUGGCUAAGAAGAUUAGCGCACUAUCAGGCCAAGACUUUAAUGAGCCUCGACAUCUCCUGGGAUUGGGUCGUGACUCUAAUGGGCCGUGACAUACUCCCCCACCUUAGUCGUGGCCGUCCUCGGUUCGACCUUGGCAUGAUACUCUUCAACCUCUUCCUUGAAACAUUCCCCACACGGUCCCUAGUAUCUGUGCACAAGUCCCUUGAGCACAAAUUACAUAGACUUGCAUUCUGGAAUAUCAUGGAAGUACACCUCGUGGCUCGAUGUUUGCACCCCAUAAAAAUGGGACGUGACAUACUCCCCCACCUAAGUCGUGGCCGUCCUCGGCACGACCCUAGACCGGUGCAUGGUGAUCUUCUUUCUGGCGUCCCCUGAGCGCUCUUCCUCCCCCUUUGCACGUCACGGCAUUGGGUGCACUUAUGGUCGCCAGUCUUAACCGAUAUAAGACGUUUCCCACACAUCUCUCGAUUGAACACGGUCCCUUGAAUCUGCGCACAAGCCCCUUGAGCACAUACCGCAUAGACUUUAACAGUUGCGGGGGAAACUUCCCUCUUUCCAUCGUCCCCUUCCUUAACUACACACCCUCUUAGAUUUGCCCUUAUCUUCAUAUUCUUGGUGUCUCCCUUUGAAUAUGCCUGAGCACGAUCUGCUUCUUUUCCCACGGACUUGGUGCGAGUGAAGGCAGACUGACUUUGGCCCACGUUGCCUGUGGCCAAACCUUGUGGAUCUAAUGGUUGUGUGUUGUCUUUGGCCUUGAGCCCCUCGAAGGCUUCGACACACGCUAUCUGGACUUCCUCGGGUGCUUCUUCUUUUACCUUGGACCCGUCCCCAUCAUCCAUCUUGGCAAAAGUGGCAAAUAUCUCUUUACCACGUUUGCGACCUCGAACGAAUCGCAUCGCCGAAAACCUGCUUAUUCCCUCUGAUUCUCUCCUUGUUGGAAUCACGCUAGUCUUCCCGUGAUCCAAAAUAAUUAAGGAAUCGGAAUAAGGCAUUAUGCAAGCGCGUACCUGAUCGCACCAUUCGAGUCCCAACACUACAUCGUAGUCUUCCAUUGGGACCAAGGUAAAUGAGACUGUCCCAUUCCAGCCUCCGAUCCUGGUGUGCACUCUCCUAGCCUCCCCAUUUACCGGCUUGGCUACAUCGAAGGACUUCACCGUCCCUCUUGUUGGGCUGAUCCGCAGACCCAACGCAUUGACUACUCCUUCUCGCAUGAAGUUGUGCGUAGCCCCUGUGUCUACUAGUGCCUUGAUGCGUUUUUCCCCGAUCCAAGCUUCCACGAACAAAGAGCCCCUCCUUGUUCCCUUGUUCGGCUUCACAACACUAGUCUUCACAGCAUUGAGCAGUCUUAAGGAUCCUAUUUGAGUCUCUUCUUCCUCAUCAGAGGACUCAGUUCCUUUAACUGCUGCAAACUUUUCCCCCUUAAACGGGCACAUAAACUUUAUGUGAUUAUGAGCACCACAAAUAUAACAGGUUAUUGGCUUACCCGAG